Messenger RNA from Trypanosoma grayi, 1038 nucleotides. RefSeq lists its product as hypothetical. The transcript has a single exon. Lineage: Eukaryota; Euglenozoa; Kinetoplastea; Trypanosomatida; Trypanosomatidae. The record is from RefSeq and is a predicted model, not a curated record. The coding region runs from base 1 to 1038 and encodes 345 amino acids.
AUGCUGAUGCGGCCCUCUCGCCACGUGCUGUGCUUGGUGGUCCUCGCGCUGUGCUGCUGUGUCCCCUUUUCCGUGGCUGAUACUGGCAUACCUGAGCACAGAGAUAGUUUCUUGACACAGCCUGAUGGCGUGAAUCUAACCAUGACGACGAGGUUUGAUGACAACAGCUGCACAUCACUGUCCACCGCGGCUACUGAUGCAACCAACGGUUUAAUCAUUUUUACUACGGUUACCUUACCGAAGGGUAGCUCUCAUGAAGGACAGAAUAUCAGGAAGUCCUGGCAUGAGUUCCCCGUUCCCGUUGGGUACAACUUAACGCUGGACGCUUCACUGGUUGCUGAAUGUACGAAAAAAGGAUCUGAUGCGUCUGUGACCACGGACAAAACGUGUACGGUAAAAGAUACUGCAGCACCUAAUACCUUCAGUGUCACCUAUGCUGCCUCUGCACAGCCCACUGCAACUGGACAGACUGCUGCGAAUAUCCCGGAGACACAAAAGCGCGAAGUGAGUUUCCCCGCUGGGUACGACGUGAAAAUUUUCGGGGAGGUUGUGAUCAAAUGCACUCUACCGUCUUCAGCGAAGUCAUCUCUUACGUCUACCACCCCCACAACUUCUGGCGGUCUCCCUAAGGGAGCGGAUCAGGACGAAAGCUCUGAAAAAACGUCUACUAUACAGAGUGCUCAGCAUGACAGCAAUAUCAUCAGUAAAGAGAACGGGAAUCCGCCCAAUCAGCCAACGGACAUAUCUGAGAAGCCUGAGACCAUCGCUGAUGGCCUCGCUCCAACCUCCAGCGAGGCAGACGGCAAAGAAGCCGAAAGCUCCGUCACAGUAAAUGACGCCGCUCAUACAGCCUCCACAGCCACACCUCAAUCAAAGACAACCGCCGAAGACGCUCCCAAAACUGAUGCCGGUACUCCCAUCUCUGCGGGAGAGGGCGUGAAGCCUCCUGGCGGCAACACCGACGCCAGCAGCAACAACACUGCGUGGGUACGUCUGCCGCUCCUUCUACUGCUUCUGGUCUGUGUGGCUGUGUGGUAA